AUCGGUAAUGCAGCCAAUGAGCGCUGGGCGCACAAAAGCCCUGAGCAAGCCCUGAUUCUCAAGCGAAAAAAAGAACGUCGACGGCGGAGACUCUCUUUACUCGACCGAAGCACAUCGACAACCACCCCCAUCGACCCUUGCUGCCGCUCACCGGGACUUUCACAAUGAAGUUCAUGAAAGUGGGCCGUGUGGCCAUCAUCACCCGUGGCCGUUACGCCGGUAAGAAGGUCGUCAUUGUCCAGCCUAACGACUCUGGCUCCAAGGCGCACCCCUUCUCCUAUGCCGUUGUCGCCGGUAUCGAGCGCUACCCCCUCAAGGUCACCCGCCGCAUGGGUAAGAAGACCGUCGAGAAGCGCAGCCGCAUCAAGCCCUUCAUCAAGGUUGUCAACUACAACCACUUGAUGCCCACUCGUUACACUCUCGAGCUCGAGGGUCUCAAGGGUGCCGUCUCCAACGACACCUUCAAGGAGGUUUCCACCCGUGAGGAAUCCAAGAAGACCGUCAAGAAGGCCCUCGAGGACCGCUACACCAGCGGCAAGAACCGUUGGUUCUUCACUCCUCUGCGUACGUUUCUCUACAUUUGAUUGGGUUGGGCUAUUGCGAGCGACAUGCUGACGGAGACAACAGGUUUCUAAACGGGGUUUUAUUGGGCGUUAUGUCGUUUGAGCGCGCAAGGUCUUAGAGAUGAGGCAAGGGAAAAAAAAAGGGCAUCGAGCACA
Aspergillus alliaceus is the source of this 719-nucleotide messenger RNA. Its product is annotated as 60S ribosomal protein eL27. The record is from RefSeq and is a predicted model, not a curated record. NCBI's taxonomy places the organism in Eukaryota, Fungi, Ascomycota, Eurotiomycetes, Eurotiales, Aspergillaceae. The coding region runs from base 165 to 584 and encodes 139 amino acids. The transcript has 3 exons. Gene Ontology annotation, cellular component: cytosolic large ribosomal subunit; ribosome. Gene Ontology annotation, molecular function: structural constituent of ribosome. Gene Ontology annotation, biological process: translation.